This is a messenger RNA of Eimeria maxima, 993 nucleotides long. RefSeq lists its product as hypothetical. The record is from RefSeq and is a predicted model, not a curated record. Gene Ontology annotation, molecular function: translation initiation factor activity. Gene Ontology annotation, biological process: translational initiation; formation of translation preinitiation complex. Lineage: Eukaryota; Apicomplexa; Conoidasida; Eucoccidiorida; Eimeriidae. Bases 1 to 993 code for a protein of 330 amino acids. The transcript is spliced from 7 exons.
AUGGGGUGUGGUGCUGCGGUAUACGAACAGCUGGCAAAGUUCAUUCAGGGGGCAACCAAGCAGAAGCUUCUGCAGACGAAGGAGCAAAGAGGGGUUGUCUCUGUCGUCAAAAUAAAUCGUUCGCACCCUGAGUACUGCAAGCACACACCCGUACCCGAGAAUCGGAAAAAGAAGUACAUUGAAAAGGCAACGGUACCUGCUACGGCAUCAGUUGCGGGUGCCGCCGGGACUGCAGUAGCAGCAGAGGAGGAAACACCGCGAGGGACACAGACAGCUGUAGGGACUGCGGCUUCCAGCUCAGGCCCUCUCCUUUUGGAAUUUUGCGCCCCCCCCGCUAAAUGCUGCAGAAUAUUUGCGGCAGUUGGAGCGCGCACUGGGAAGAACGUCUUUUUUACCGCCGAUGAGUACAGGCAGGUGCUGGUUAAGUACUUGGAACAGCAAGAUACAAAGAGGGAAGAAGGCGAGACAAGCGAGCCGCCUCCAGGCGAGAGAUGCAAUUCAGUCAAAAUCGAUCCUCUGUUGGCUGAGGCGGUGCUGACGAAGGAAGAAAUGAGGGACGCAAAGAUGGGAGAGGAGGAAAGAUUGUUAAUGGAUAAGGGGGAAGUUUUUGUUAGGUGGAAAGAAACUGCGCUGCCUUGUCACGCCGUCCUCAGAGAUGAGAGCGAGCUACCGCUUCUGCAGGAGAGGAUAGUGCGAGGUGCCUGCACUCCCGUGCGCAUUUCUGUAGAGGAGAAGCAAGGAGGGCGGAAGCACGCCACGCACAUUUUGAACGCCACUAACUUCCUUGUAGAGCCCAAGACCCUUGCCGAAUUUUUGCAGAAGAAAUUGGCAGCCUCGGCCUCAGUCUACGCGCCUCCAGGCACCAAAGUGACCUCUGGCGUUUGUGUCCAGGGCAACGUGGCACGGCAAGUGGCGGAUCUCUUGGUUUCUCAAUUUGGCAUUCCGAAAAAGUUUGUGGAGAUAGACACGAAAAAACCUAAGUCAAGUCGAUGA